UGGGUUUUGAUGGGGGGGCAAACGGAAGGGGACGUACAGGAAAGGAAAGGGCCGCACAUACACGUCACGGAGGGAAACAGAAAAAUGCUGGGCAAUGUCUAAUUCCCACAUUUAUUUAUUCACCCAUGGUCCCCGUGUAUGUACCCGAAGCGUUCGCAGUUUUAAGUGCAACUUCCUCUCCUCGGUCACCGGUGAGCGCUCUGUGCUCUGUCUUCAGCCUGCAGGAGAGGGCUGACACUGUCACACAGACACUGAACUUCCCGUCAAGAAGACACAGCAGCAGCAGCAGCACAGGCGAAAACACACACACACACAGACAAAAAGAGGAAAUACAUCGGGGGGUUGUCAAGAGGAGAGGACCGCACUCCAGUCCACACGGCUUCUGGGCAGAGAAACGGUGCCAUUGUCCUCCAGCUGAGGGCGAACAGAGACAGGUCUGGUGCUCUGCUAAUUAGCCUGCGUGGGUCUUCAGCCUGCAGAGAGACACCGAGCAGCGCAGCUAGCUGCAGCACGGAGCGGCUUGCACGGGGUGUGAGUGACUCAGUGAGGGGCUUGCUAGAGCCACAACCGGGACUUUUAUCUCACGAACUGGUGUUAGGUGUGCUGAUGGGUGCCUUUGUCCGAUAGUCAUCCCUCCCUACCUCUAACCCCCCCUGUCGGACCCUGGCUCGGAUUCGCCGCUCGGGCGCUGUCCUCGCCGGGGGGUGCCGGAUAACCAUCGCCCUGGUCCAGCUAACUCCAGGCGGCGGUUCGGUCUCCCCUGACCCCCCUCACCACCACCACCACCACCACCCUGUGCCCUGCCCUGCCCCGCCUUGCCCUCGCCUCGCCUCGCCUGUGUCUGCCGCUCUGGCCGACCCUAGCCGAGCCCGAACAUGGCAGGGAACCUGAAGAAAGGCGGGGGGCUCAUCGGAAUGAUGAAGGAUGCCUUCCAGCCACACCAUCAUCACCUCCACUCGCAUCACCAGCCCGGAGCCGUGGACAAAAAGACGGUGGAGAAAUGCUGGAAACUGAUGGACAAGGUGGUGCGCCUAUGCCAAAACCCCAAAUUGGCUCUGAAGAACAGCCCCCCUUACAUCCUGGACCUGUUGCCAGACACCUACCAGCACCUGCGCACCAUCUUGUCUCGCUACGAGGGCAAAAUGGAGACUCUGGGGGACAACGAGUAUUUCCGGGUCUUCAUGGAGAACCUAACCAAGAAGACCAAGCAGACCAUCAGCUUGUUUAAGGAGGGCAAGGAACGCAUGUACGAGGAGAACUCACAACCCAGGCGGAACCUUACCAAGCUGUCGUUGAUCUUCAGUCACAUGCUGGCUGAGCUGAAGGCCAUCUUCCCCAAUGGUCUGUUUCAGGGUGACAACUUCCGCAUCACCAAGGCUGACGCUGCAGAGUUCUGGAGGCGCGCCUUUGGUGACAAGACCAUCGUGCCUUGGAAGGUGUUCCGUCAGUCUCUCCAUGAGUUUCAUCCCAUCAGCUCUGGACUGGAGGCCAUGGCCCUGAAGUCCACCAUAGACCUCACCUGCAAUGACUACAUCUCUGUCUUUGAGUUUGACAUCUUCACCAGGUUAUUUCAGCCGUGGUCAUCCCUGCUGCGGAACUGGAACAGCUUGGCAGUUACUCACCCGGGGUACAUGGCCUUCCUCACCUACGAUGAGGUCAAAGCACGGCUGCAGAAGUUUAUCCACAAGCCUGGCAGUUACAUCUUCCGACUAAGCUGCACAAGGCUGGGCCAGUGGGCCAUCGGCUACGUGACAGCGGAUGGAAACAUACUCCAGACCAUUCCCCACAACAAACCCCUCUUCCAGGCUCUCAUCGAUGGCUUCAGGGAAGGAUUCUAUUUAUUUCCUGACGGCCGGACCCAAAACCCAGACCUGACAGGACUGUGUGAGCCUUCGCCUCAAGACCACAUCAAAGUCACACAGGAGCAAUAUGAGCUGUACUGUGAGAUGGGCUCCACUUUCCAGCUGUGUAAGAUCUGCGCUGAGAAUGACAAGGAUGUGAAGAUUGAGCCCUGCGGUCAUCUCAUGUGCACCUCCUGUCUCACUGCCUGGCAGGAGUCGGAGGGUCAGGGAACAGGAUGUCCCUUCUGUCGCUGUGAGAUAAAGGGUACAGAGCCGAUCGUUGUGGAUCCUUUUGACCCCAAGGAUCCUAAGGAUAACAGCGGAGGCUCCUGCAGGGGCACGUUUGGUGCUGAGGGUGCUCCGUCACCCAGCUAUGACGACGACGAUGACGACAGACUUGAAGACCCCCACCUCAUGAUGAGCAAACUUGCCUGUACAAAGGUGGAGCGCCCCCCGUCACCCAUGUCCAUGGCUCCUCAGUCCUCUCUUCCCCCUGUGCCACCCAGACUAGACCUGCUACCACACAGACCUCCCAACCCCCCUGGUGCCUCCAGCCCCGGGGCCACCACUAAGGCAGCAUCUCACCAUAAAGACAAGCCUCUCCCCCUCCCCCCAGCACUAAGGGAUCUCCCCCCUCCUCCUCCUCCAGACCGCCCCCACACAGCUGGGGCAACCCCCGAUGGACGGCUGCAGAGGCGGCCAUUACCCUGCACUCCCGGGGAGCCCACACGAGAUAAACUCCCUCCCGCACCCCCAAACCGACCUAUGUCUGACUGGAACUCGCGGCCCGUUCCCAAGGCCCCCACCUCAUCGUCCUCAUCAUCCUCGUCAUCUUCCUCAUCCACUCAAGUCUCCAGCCUGGGAGGGGACAUCCGUGCAGGCGUUAGGGAACUCUCCAACCGGCACUCUCUCCCCUUGGCGUUGCCCUCUGCUCUGGAGACUCGCUCUGACUCACAGAAGAACAACAGCUCCCUCAGUCUGGACCACCAGCUGAAUUUUGCAGCAGUGGCCGGUUCAGACUAUGACAGCCCCAAAGUCAAGCCCUCAUCGUCAGCCAACGCCAUUUAUUCACUGGCAAUGAGAGCGCCUUCAGGCCUGAGGCCGGUGACAGGAGAGGAGGCACGUGACAGUGAGGAGGAGUCGGAGUACAUGAUCCCCUCCUCUCGUCCCGUUCUGCCCCCCAUGACGUCACCACCUGUAGUGGAGACCCCACCUGCCCCGAGGCAUCCACAGCCUCAACCAUCUUCGGCACUCCAGACACAAAACCAAGCCCCCGCACUCAACUCACGGCAGCUGAGUCUGGCUGAAUUAGAGGAUGGUCCGCAAAUGUAUGAAGCCAUGUACCACAUCCAGUCCAAGUCGCAACAAGCCAGAGAUUCAGACUAUUCAGAGUUGCCCCCUCUGACGAUGACCAAUGGUCCCAGAGACCAUGCAGCCGAGGACCGGGAAGAGGAGGAAAACGGCUAUGACUUCCCCAAACCUCGGCUGCCAAUGCCCCUCGCCCGACGGACCCUUUCAGAACUGGGGGGGUCGUCUUCAUCAUCUUCCUCUUCCUCAUCAUGCUCAUCCUCCGCAGCAGCUUUCAGCCGCCUGUCUUUAGAUUCGGACGCCGGAGCUGCAGCACCCUUCUCAGAGCCGGUGGAAGCACCAGAGAGACCUCCAAAGCCCCUACCCCGACGAAUCAACUCAGAGCGUCGACCCAGCCCCGUCCCGCCCGUCCCUGCUCAACCCAGUAGUGGGGCAACAGGAGGAGAAGCGAAUCCUCAAAUCAGUAGCGAGAUCGAGCACCUCAUGAGUCAGGGAUACUCUUACCAGGACAUCCAGAAAGCACUGAUGAUUGCACAGAACAAUAUCGAAAUGGCCAAGAAUAUCCUCCGCGAGUUUGUCUCCAUUCCCUCCACCGCGCAUGUUCUUACAUAGCACACUCCUUGUGCCUCUCUCUCUCUCUCUCUCGUGUUUGCUCUCUCACCCUAGCUUGGCCCAGCCUGGUUGGGUUAAGGUUUGGCAGAGCCCAGCCCAAAAGCCCAAAAGCCCAUUGCCUGCAGCACUACCUCAGUGCUGGCUGACGCCCUACGCCCCCUUGUGGAUUUUUAACUGGCUGUUACUCCAGCAAAGCAUCACAGCAUCUCUGGGACUCCGCGCCCUGCACUCCAUGCGCUUUCAGCAGAGUCUGGCCUUCUUUAAACUGCUACAGCAGGCCACUUUGUUUUCACGGACAUCUACGCGGGAUUGACUAAACGAGUGCGGGAACAAUGACGGGCUGCCACAGGUGACGCGAGACUUUCGUAGGAAUCCUGAGGAAGACAGAUUCUUACGUUUUCAUGUUGAAGGCUCUUGCUGAAAAUGUAACCAACACCUCACAAAAAAAAACAAAAAACUAAAAAUGUAUGUCUAUAUGAAAAUUUAAUAUAUGAGUAAAUAUAUAUUAAAUGUGUGUAAUAUAUACAGUAUGUAAAAAAAUUAUUUCAGCUUCGAGGGUCACUGUUGGUACAAGCGAUAUGGGUAGACGAGGACCAGAUUAAAAGAGGUUUGGUCCUUUCUGGCGGACUGAGGGACGUGAGAGUGCGGAGAAAACACAUGCGAGGAAGAGGAAGUGUCCGGGUGUCUUCCUCACCACGAUGUGUCGGUCAGCAGCAGCUUAGAAGACGUGCAGCAGAGCUUUUUCAGGAUGACUUCAGUCUGGUAUGGCCUUUGAUUAACAACGUUGCUUUGGUACUUUUUUUUUUUUUUUUUUUUUUUUUUUUUUUUUUUUUUAAGAAAAACAUGCUUGUUUUGUCGUGUUGUAUUUCUCAAAGUAGCAUGACGAUGGUUUCAGGUCUGGACUGUUGUUUGGCAGUGUGUGUGUGUGUGUCCAUAGGUGUGCGUGUGUGUGUGUGAGCGUGUGUGCCAGACCCUUCUCCUCAUGACCUACUCUUAAACGAACCCCUGUUCCUGUACAACAUGAAUGUUGAAUUACAGUCAGUAUACUCAGACUUGUGCUCUGUAAACGUACUACUGCUCUAACUCAUAUGACAGGGCCUAGUGUAGCUGUAGAGCCUGGCAGUGAGAUUAUUAGAGGACGUACUAAUGUUGACGACCCUGCAGUACCAGACAGGCUAGUGUUGUGUGAUCCGUGGUGGCUGAAAAAAAAGUUUUCGUUCUGUCUUUGUCGAACUUCGCUGGCUGGUUCGGAUUUCUACAUCCAGCUCAGUCCAGUGUGAUGAAACAAAAAAAAAAAUUAUUGAUUUACUUUGGUAAUAUAUUAUUGUAAUAUGAUCAUAAAUAUUGUUAUUAUAAUUAAUUCAGAAGUGCUUCACUGCUGCUACUAUUGUUAGUGCUAAACAAUUACGCCUUAAAUGUACAUUUGUGAAUAUUGUGUUUAACCGUCAUCCUCUUUCUUUAAAGUGACAGUAUCACCCGUGUUUUCUCCAGUCCGUAAUGUAGCAUACUUGAAAGUACACGCGGCUUGUGAGCCUGCAGCCCUCUCAAGCUGUCGACUCUUCAGUGUUUUUAAACCUUUUUAUUCUUUAUGAUUCUCUACAGGUAGACUAUGUACAGCGACAGUAAUAAAGCAAACAAAAUGCUUUCGGUAUGGAAACCAGCCGUCUUGUAACAGAUCCAGGCUUCUCUUGUUACAUCAAUUUCCUUCCUCCACAGGAGUUCACCUCACUGAAAGGGAGUGAUUGCUGAGGGUUUAAAAAAAAAGAAAAGAAAAAAGUAGGCUCAUGGGUUUGCUGGCCCACCCCCAAGUCUACAUUAAAAUCAGUAUUUGGGCCAACUGUAAGAACUAACUCAGGAAUUAUAUUUAUCUAAGCAAGUUGCGUUCACCCUGGCUGUCAAAUUAAAAAAAACAUGGGAGACUCAUUGGCGACAGCAGCGUACCUGCCGUCUGCUCAUCCAGGUGACAUGUAGCCAAAAGUAUCCGCAUAAUGAAGUCACACAAGUAGCCUAUUGCCUUCUUUGUUUUAUCACAUUUAUAACUUGCACA
Messenger RNA from Larimichthys crocea (large yellow croaker), 5808 nucleotides. RefSeq names its product Cbl proto-oncogene, E3 ubiquitin protein ligase (gene cbl). Lineage: Eukaryota; Metazoa; Chordata; Actinopteri; Sciaenidae. The transcript is spliced from 16 exons. Gene Ontology annotation, biological process: cell surface receptor signaling pathway; negative regulation of epidermal growth factor-activated receptor activity. Gene Ontology annotation, cellular component: membrane raft; plasma membrane. Bases 876 to 3761 code for a protein of 961 amino acids. The record is from RefSeq and is a predicted model, not a curated record. Gene Ontology annotation, molecular function: phosphotyrosine residue binding; SH3 domain binding; calcium ion binding.